Messenger RNA from Trichechus manatus latirostris (Florida manatee), 1399 nucleotides. It is a transcript of the gene F7, whose product is annotated as coagulation factor VII. NCBI's taxonomy places the organism in Eukaryota, Metazoa, Chordata, Mammalia, Sirenia, Trichechidae. The record is from RefSeq and is a predicted model, not a curated record. Bases 50 to 1399 code for a protein of 449 amino acids. Gene Ontology annotation, cellular component: extracellular region. The transcript has 8 exons. Gene Ontology annotation, biological process: proteolysis; blood coagulation. Gene Ontology annotation, molecular function: serine-type endopeptidase activity; calcium ion binding.
UCCAUCUGGACUGUCAACAGAUAGGGAAUAACACCACCGAGAGUCCGCCAUGGUUUCCCACUCCCACAGGCUCGCCUUUCUCUGCUUUCUGCUCAGCUUUCAGCGUCCUCUGACCGCAGUCUUCAUAAACCAGGAGGAGGCCAACAGUGUCUUACACAGGCAAAGGCGAGCCAACUCACUCUUUGAAGAACUGCGAUCGGGGUCCCUGGAGAGAGAGUGUAAGGAGGAACUGUGCUCCUUCGAGGAAGCCAGGGAGAUCUUCAAGAGCACUGAGAGGACCAUGCAGUUCUGGGUUGCUUAUAACGAUGGAAACCAGUGUGCCUCCAACCCGUGCCAAAACGGGGGCUCCUGUGUGGACCAGCUCCAGUCUUACAUUUGCUUCUGCCUUGAUGAUUUUGAGGGUCGGAACUGUGAGACAAACAAAAACAGCCAGCUGAUCUGUCUGAAUGAAAACGGGGGCUGUGAACAGUACUGCAGUGACAACCCAGAGACCCAGCGCUCCUGCCGAUGUCACGAUGGCUACGCGCUCAUGGCCGACGGGGUGUCCUGUGCACCCACAGUUGAAUAUCCGUGUGGAAAAAUACCUGUUCUAGAAAAAAGAGAUGGCAGCAGCCCCCAAGGCCGAAUUGUGGGCGGCAGGUUGUGUCCCAAAGGGGAGUGUCCAUGGCAGGCUGUGAUAAAGGUGCGUGGGAUACUGCUGUGUGGGGGAGCCCUGCUUGAUGCCUCCUGGGUGGUCUCUGCGGCCCACUGUUUUGACAGAUUGAUCAGACUAAAGCCCUGGGAGGAUGUGACAGUGGUGUUGGGUGAGCAUGACUUCCGUGAAGAGGAUGGUGAUGAGCAAGAACGGCAAAUUGCUCAGAUCACCGUUCCUGACAAGUACGUUCCCGGCAAGACCGACCACGACAUCGCGCUGCUGCGCCUGAGGAUGCCGGCGAACUUCACCGACUAUGUAGUGCCCCUCUGUUUGCCCGACAAGAAAUUCUCGGAGCAGACUCUGGCCUACAUCCGCUUCUCCUCCGUGAGCGGCUGGGGCCAGCUUCUCGACAGGGGCGCCACGGCCCUUGAGCUCAUGACCGUAGAUGUGCCCAGGCUGAUGACCCAGGACUGUAAGGAGCAGACACAAAGGACAGCCCACUCCCCAGUGCUGACAGAGAACAUGUUCUGCGCCGGCUACCUGGAUGGGACCAAAGACGCCUGCAAGGGUGACAGCGGAGGCCCGCACGUCACCAAGUACCGAAACACGCGGUACCUGACAGGAAUUGUCAGCUGGGGCCAGGGCUGUGCAGCCAUAGGCCACGUUGGGGUGUACACCAGGGUCUCCCGGUACAUCGAGUGGCUGAACAGGCUCAUGGACUCGAAACCAAGCCCGGGCCGUUUCCUAUCCGCCCGUUUUCCCUAG